UGGUUGAAGAAGCAGCUAUUGUUUUUAAUUGUUUUACAAGGCUAAGUGAAGUUGAGCUAGCCACCGCGUGUGGGGGAUGGGUGAGGGAAAAGUGUGCAAACUUUAUAAGCACCGACCGAUUCAUCGCGGCGAGGCAGCCCCUCACCUCCCCCGCCUCUAUCCUCGCGGCGAGUGACUUCCACGAUUCCGUCUCUCUUCUUUCCCACUCAUAAAUAUAACCACUCUAACUGUGGAAUUUGUCGAAUACGUUGUCGAAAACAACUCUAACAAACAUUAGUUAAUAGCUCAUUGUGUGCUUUGACGAAUCCCUCCGACCGGGACUCCCUGCACUGUCUUCCCCAUCGCUUUCCUCGCCAUGCCGUUGGACUCGUCCUUCUGUGUCCCGGGAUGACCUGUUGAUGUCGCGGUUCAAGAUCUCGUCCAUCGAAACGGGACACGAUAUUUGGUCGAAUCAUAUCUGUAAUGAGCAGUGUACUUGUUUCCUUUGAAAAUCGAUGUCAAGUUCCGUAAGCGGCAUGAAAAUGGAGGGGGUCCAGACAAGGAGAACCGCGAAGAAGCUACGCUGAGCUGCUCAAAAUGCCAUAUUCUCGAAUAUUUUCCCACAGUUAAGGUUUGAUUAAACAUCAGUGCGAAAAUGAAGGAGUAAAGGAUUUUUUUGUGGGUGGCCCUCUUCGUUUUUGUCUCGUCGCAGCCCCCCUCCUCUCCCUCUUUGCCUCUCUUCCUCUCUCGCUCUCCCUACCGCCGGCCCGGGCCAGCCGAGGACUCCCAAAUCCCGCGGCAGGCUGGCACACGGCGGGGCACCGUCAGCUCUCUUCCCCCAGCGUGUCCUCAGGUAGAGAGCCGCUGCUUGGUGGCUCCCUUCCCUCUGUAACCUCUUCUUCUCCUCCUCCUCUUCGGGCGAGACGUCGGCUCUGCUCGACUCCCACAAACCCCAUAGUGCUGGGCACAGCGUUAUGGCUCAGACGCUACAGAUGGCGAUCCCCAACUUUGGCAACAAUGUCCUGGAGUGUCUGAACGAGCAGCGUCUGCAGGGCCUCUACUGCGAUGUCUCUGUGGUGGUCAAGGGACAUUCCUUCAAGGCCCACCGAGCAGUGUUGGCAGCCAGCUCGUCGUACUUCCGCGACCUGUUCAAUGCUGGUGGCAAGAGCUCGGUAGUGGAGCUGCCAUCAGCCGUGCAGCCGCAGAGCUUCCAGCAGAUCCUGGCCUUCUGCUACACGGGCCGCUUGAGCAUGAACGUGGGCGACCAGUUCCUGCUCAUGUACACUGCAGGCUUUCUGCAGAUCCAGCAAAUUAUGGAGAAGGGCACGGAGUUUUUCCUCAAGGUCUCAUCUCCGAGCUGCGACUCGCAGGGUCUCCACACCGAGGAGACAGAGCCUCAGAGUCCUGUCACUCAGACAGGGGCUGUCAGUACCCCGAUUGCCACUACAGCUGCCAGGCCGUCCGCUUGUUUGACACCCCUACCCCUGAUGUCUAAAGUGAAGACAGAGCAGCUUGCUACCACACCUCAGUCUCAACAGGAGGGCUUCCCAUACUCGGUGGUCUGUAUCCCAGUAGCCAAACGACUAUGGGAGGGAGGGAAUGGCAGUGGUGCUUCCGGAGGCGGUAGCGGCGCACAAAGAAAGGCGGCACGCUAUUCAUCCUCGUCUUCCUCAUCUUCCUCACUCUCCUCCAAUGCUGCUACCCAGGAAUCCUCCGGACGGGGGGGUGCACUUACGUUACUGGCGGGAGGCACCACCACCCCUAACAACAACAGCAGCAGCAGUAAUAACAAUAAUAGUAACAACGGCGGUACCCCCGAAGGCACGAGUCCGGGCACACUCAGUCUGUACACCAGUGACUCGCCUAUCAGCUACCACGACGAUGAGGAAGAGGACGAGAUGGCGGAUGAGAGCGCCGAAGAGCAGUAUAGACAAAUCUGCAACAUUUAUACCAUGUAUAGCAUGCUCAACGCCAACACUCCAGUGCCAGGUGAGAAAGUUGAGGCACUGCCAGACACUGCACCAGACUCUGGGCGACGAGGUGGGCGCCCCCGGCAAGAGCUGGCAUCACUGCCAUCAGAACUCAUCAGCCAGAUUGGCAAUCGUUGCCACCCUAAGCUCUACGAGGAGGGCGACCCUGCAGAGAAACUGGAGCUGGUGAGCGGCACCUCCGUUUUCAUCUCGCGGGCACAGCUCAUGAACUGCCACGUCAGCGCCGGCACACGACAUAAGGUUCUGCUCAGGCGUCUGCUGGCUGCCUUCUUUGACAGGAGCACCUUGGCUAACAGUUGUGGCACCGGCAUUCGCUCGUCCACCAACGACCCAAGUCGCAAGCCGCUGGACAACCGAGUUCUGCACGCGGUUAAAUUCUACUGCCAGAAUUUUGCGCCCAGCUUCCGGGAGAGUGAGAUGAACGCCAUCGCUGCCGACAUGUGUACAAAUGCCCGCCGUGUGGUCCGCAAGAGCUGGAUACCCAAACUCAAACUCCUGAUGGCCGACAGCGAUGCGUACUCCUCUUUCCUGGCCGACAACGUUAAGGCAGAGGCUGACGGGCUGGGUGGCGAGCAAGGUUUCGACACCGCCUCAUUGGAGUUGGCAACCGGUGGAAACGACGGUGGAGCGACGCCAACAGAUGCUCUCCAGGACGGCGGAGGAGGUGGAGGAGGAGAUAGCAGCACUUUGUUUUGAGUGAGUUAAAGGACAGACAGAUGUUUGGAUAGACAGUAGGAGACAGUGUGGCCACUUUGUGUCCGCUUCUGAUGUUUUUCUUCCUUUUUAGCAUCACUUUUAUCCUGAUUUUUGCUGCUCUCUUGCAAACCUCAAACACAGCAUGUACCAUAAUUCCAGGGACAGGAAAUGAUCUUCUCCCAUCUGCGUGUAGUAUCAUCACGGUUCUUCUCCCACCAAAAUUGAUCCUUUAU
Corythoichthys intestinalis (scribbled pipefish) is the source of this 2899-nucleotide messenger RNA. RefSeq names its product nucleus accumbens-associated protein 1-like. NCBI's taxonomy places the organism in Eukaryota, Metazoa, Chordata, Actinopteri, Syngnathiformes, Syngnathidae. The record is from RefSeq and is a predicted model, not a curated record. Bases 954 to 2666 code for a protein of 570 amino acids. Gene Ontology annotation, molecular function: DNA-binding transcription factor activity, RNA polymerase II-specific; protein binding; RNA polymerase II cis-regulatory region sequence-specific DNA binding. Gene Ontology annotation, biological process: regulation of transcription by RNA polymerase II. The transcript has 8 exons.